Molecule: messenger RNA, 567 nt
Organism: Macadamia integrifolia
Lineage: Eukaryota; Viridiplantae; Streptophyta; Magnoliopsida; Proteales; Proteaceae
Product: heavy metal-associated isoprenylated plant protein 41-like
Exons: 3
Coding region: 1-567 (188 amino acids)
Biological process (GO): rRNA base methylation
Cellular component (GO): cytoplasm
Molecular function (GO): rRNA (uridine-N3-)-methyltransferase activity
Source: RefSeq, a predicted model, not a curated record
AUGGCGAAGGUGGCAUCGAUGGCGGUGGGACAAAUACACAGUAAUGGAUGGUUGAAACACUACUCUUCCUCUCAUCAAAUCCUCUUAGUCGGAGAAGGAGACUUCUCUUUCUCAUUAUAUCUCGCACUGUCAUUCGGUUCUGCCUCCAACAUCGUCGCCACCUCCCUCGACUCAUAUGAUUCUGUUAUAAGCAAGUAUGAGAAAGGAGAAUUUGGAAAUCUUAGAGAAACUGGGAGCAACCCUUCUGCACAAUGGGGUAUGCUUAGGCCUUUUGUUGAGAUCCAUAUAAACCACAAGAAUAAAGUCCCAUUUUGCAAUUGGAAUCUUAAACAACUUGCUUACAAGUACUCACUAGCACUGAUUGAGUGUACUGAUUUCAAGAUAGAAGAUUAUCCUGGUUAUAUCAAUAAGAGAGGAGAUGGACCUAGAUGUGAUCAAACCUUCCCUUUAGGGAAAUGCAGUACCUUCAAGUUUGUCCUCUCUCAAAAUGGGACAACAGAGCUUCAAAAUCCUCAUUAUGAAUUGCGUUUGCAGUCUGUGGUUGCACCAUUGAGCUUGGAAUUGUAA